Molecule: messenger RNA, 1768 nt
Organism: Eleginops maclovinus (Patagonian blennie)
Lineage: Eukaryota; Metazoa; Chordata; Actinopteri; Perciformes; Eleginopidae
Product: olfactory receptor class A-like protein 4
Exons: 4
Coding region: 248-1246 (332 amino acids)
Biological process (GO): G protein-coupled receptor signaling pathway
Cellular component (GO): membrane
Molecular function (GO): G protein-coupled receptor activity
Source: RefSeq, a predicted model, not a curated record
UAUUUGUCUUGAUGACACACACAGGAUCAUGGGCCUCUUUAUUGGCCCCAAGAGGGAGUGUCUUAGGUUAGCUCUAUACCUGCAAAGAUCUAAAAUCAAAAUAUCAGCAGAGUGCAUGUACUGCAGCAUGCUGCAGGAUGACAGCUGGAUUAUAUUCAUCUGACAAACCAAAAUGAAGAUGGAACAUAAUUUUAAACUUUUUAUCACUUGCUAAAACUUUGUUAAGUUUUUAGAGACAAUAGCUGAAAUGAACGACAACAUGGAGGGGGGUGAGGAUGCAGAGCUUGUGGGGAUGGGACUACGUGUCUCUGUGUCUCCCGCGCAAACUGCUUUUUACAUCAUCCUGGUGAUGCUGGGGACCUUGGGUAAUGCCGCCGUGGUUGGGGUGAUUGGUAAGAGUGUCAUAGUGGACCGGGCUGGGGGACGUAACUCGGACAUAAUUAUCAUUAACAUGGCACUGUCUAACCUGCUGGUGUCUGUGAUGAGAAACACAUUGCUUAUCGUCUCAGACAUGGGACUUGAGCUGUACUCAUCCAAAGAGUGGUGUCAGUUACUCAUGGGUGUCUGGGUGUGGCUGCGAUCGGUCAACGUGUGGUCAACGCUCUUCCUCAGUGCGUUCCACCUCCAAACAUUGAGGCGUGUGGCUCCAGUUAUUGGGAACCUUCAUGCGCCCCGGGGCCUUCCUAAGACCCUAAUGCUCAUUCUGGGCCUCAUCUGGUGUCUCAACUUUAUUUACUCCAUUCCUGCUCAUAUCUUUUCCACUAGUGGUAACAUGAACAGCACGGAGACCUUGAUGCUGGUGAGUAGCACGACGCGCCCCCUGCUGGGCUGUGUCUGGAACUUCCCCUCCAGCUACAGCGGCCUCGCCUACGCCACCACGUCUAUGGUGAUCCAUGAAACUAUUCCCAUAAUCCUAAUGGCCAUCACCAACCUGGGCUCCCUCUACACGCUCUACACCCACAGCAGGAUGAGGAGCUCGGUACCUGAUGCGCCAGUCAUGAAGCGCCUGCCUGCUGAGAGGAGAGCAGCCAAGGUGAUUCUUGCUCUCAUUAUGCUCUUCAUUGCAUCCUGGGGAACCAGCAUCAUCUCUGUCAACUACUUCAACUACAACCGUGGAUCCUCAGCAGAGUUUCUUCUGGUCAUUGCUCGUUUUGCCAACAUCAUCUUCAUUGCCAUGUCACCGGCUGUUCUGGCCGUGGGCCACCGGCGGCUGCGUUCGUUCAUCAAGUCUUUGCUCUCUAAAUGACAGAGCCUAGUGCCGCACUCACAAUACCGCUAAUCAUAAGCUAUGUUGGCAUCAACUUCAGAAAAGCAAUUAAAGGGGGUUAACAUGUUGAGGUAAUUUUCUCUAAUUUUUCCUGUGUACAACACUAUUUUAGAAGAAUUUAUUUUGGAUUUGGUUUGAGCUGUUGAUUUGUUUUUUUUUGGUUUUUUGGUAUGUAAAAUAUUGAGACAUUGUCUGUGAUUUUGGCUAAAAGAUCAUUUGAAUACAUCUUAGCUCAAAAGAAACAACCAAGAAGCAAUGGUAGAUUUUAUUACAUGAACUAGUUUUAAUCAACCAAGAAAACAAUUCCCCUGCGAUAAUAAUUUGUGACUCUGCUUGACUUGGCUUGAAUUAUCUCAGAAAAACAUCAAAUAAUACUACACAACAGUUCUGUCCAGAGGGCACAUGCAGUUUGGUGCCUUCAUAUUGAGGAUGCAUCCCUGCUAUCAAAGCUGUCACACUUUCAUUUUGCUUCCAUUAUUUAUCUGCAUUCACUUUCUCCUU